AUGACCCCGCCGCCCGAGUACAAGUUCGUCAACUUUGGUGCCGACGAGGGAGAAUUCCAGCCGGCAAACAAAUCCGUCCGAAGCCAUGCUAUUAGGACGGCCAUCCAGAAGGGUGCCUCUGAGCUGUAUACCAAUACGGCACUGAUAUCUCAGGACACCAUCAAGCGCAAAGCGCAGUUAAAGGGCCGCUUCAGACUGCCUGCGACUUCUGCGAAACCUACCUCCGCAGGGCAAAGCUCCAGGGGCAAGCCAAGACGAACUACAACACCUCAUUCCACUAAUGCGUCGAGGACGACCCCUCGUCAGUCGUUGCAGAAUUCACUUGAAUUUGUGACGCAGGCUUCUUUGCCUCCUUGGGUCCAGCGGCUGGGUAGCGAUAACGCAGAUCCCUUCAACACGCUGCCCAUCCCGAGCAAUUCCUCGGUAGAUUCUCUGGUCAGAUACUUCAUCACAAGGUUCAACCUCAAUUCGACCACGAUUGACCAGCAGAGGCCGUGGUUUCCCUACGCCAUGCAGAGUGCUCUCAUCAUGCGCGUCACGCUCGCUCUGGCGGCCGAGUUCUUGACGGCGACGAUGCCCUCGCUUGAUCCGAAGCUCCAGCGCGAAGGAUACCAACAGAAAGGAGAGGCCAUGCGCAUCAUCAGGACUCGGCUGGAGUCUCGAGAGUCUGCCAAGAGCGCAAGCGACGACCUGUCCGUACUCGCCGGCGUGGCCAUGCUGGGAAGCGUCGAAGCAUUCCAAGGCCAUUUUGCAGCAGCAGAGGUACACCUGACCGGGCUCCAUUCCAUGAUGGAGGCCCGAGGCGGGCCAGACACGAUCAAACACGACUACAUCCUCUGCCGUUGCAUCAACUGGUAG
Molecule: messenger RNA, 858 nt
Organism: Colletotrichum chrysophilum
Lineage: Eukaryota; Fungi; Ascomycota; Sordariomycetes; Glomerellales; Glomerellaceae
Exons: 3
Coding region: 1-858 (285 amino acids)
Source: RefSeq, a predicted model, not a curated record